GUGAACUGGAAGCGGGAUGGCUUCUGAUGUGGGUCAGAAUCAACCCUCUUUUACCAAGGAAGGCGAGGCGAAAAGAUAAUGGUGCCUAUCUGCUAUCUACCUAUCCUUGAGCUGAAAUCUCUUGAUCUCUGCCCCCCUUCCUUUUUCUUCCUCUCCUCUCUCGCUGCAUGCUACGCGGUGUUAUUCUGUUAUCUACUCGCCCUCUCCUUCGCGGGGUCUACUUUUAUUCUUCGUGCGCGAUAUUUAAUAGAUCGCCGUAUUCGCUUUUCGACGUCUGUCGCCCCUCAUCCAUUGUUCGGUCCCUCGUCAGCGCUGUCGACCUGUCACGCGCGCCUUCUCCGUGGGCACGAGACCACCCGCACCCGUUUCUCUGAUCGUAUCUAUAGGCACCGGCCAGCCGACCGAGCUACCUCGACAUAGGUUUACGUGGGGCACCGCAACCCCCAGGCUUCAUCAUGGCGACAGAGGAAAAGGUGAAGGGCGACCAGCAGCCGGACUUGGGCGCCUUCGAGAAUGAUGUCGGUGUCCUCGACGAUGCUCGGUCAAACCGAUCCACUGUGCUAUCAGGCGAAGAUAUUCUAGCACGUCAAGACCUAGACCCUGCUCUCAAUGCGAAGAUGCACCUUGUCAACAAUGCAAUUGACGAGAUCGGUUGGACCAAUUACCACUGGAAACUCUUCGUACUGAACGGGUUUGGCUAUGCCGUCGACUCUCUAGUGCUGCUGUUGCAAAGCAACAUAGCUGGGCCCGCUUUCAGGGAGUUUGGUCAGGUCGGGUACGACAAUGGCUUGACUAUAUCCGUCUAUGUCGGCAUGCUCUUGGGUGCUAUCUUCUGGGGCCUAGGGGCUGACAUAGUGGGACGACGCUGGGCGUUCAAUAUCUCUCUCUUCAUCUGCUCGGUAGCAACCAUCGUCGCGGGCGCCGCUCCGAAUUGGCCGUCUCUGGGGUUCUUCAUCGCCAUGAUUGGGUUUGGCGCUGGCGGCAACCUGAUUCUAGAUACCACCGUGUUCCUGGAGUAUCUUCCGAGCAAUAAGCAGUGGGCUCUGACAUUUUUAGCCUGCUGGUGGGGCGUAGGGCAAGCAGUCACCGGCUUCAUCUGCUGGGGUUUCCUAGUUCGACCGGAUUGGAAUUGCGAGUCUGCCGAUAACUGUCCGAGGGAAUCUAAUGGCGGAUGGCGAUAUGUCAUGUUCACUGCUGGCGCCCUCGUGUUUGUCAUGUCCAUUGCGCGUAUUACGGUGGUCCGCCUGCAAGAAACGCCAAAGUACCGCCUCUGCACCGGUGAAGACGCCGAGUUGGUCGAAACAUUGCAUUCGAUCGCUAAGAAGUACAACCGGCCCUGCACGCUCACCUUGGAAAAGCUUGAGGCGUGCGGAGUAGUGAGAAACUUGCAUAGCGAGAGCCGUUUCUCUUUGCAGGAAACCUUUAUCCAUUUCUCGGGGCUGUUUGCGACUAGAACGAUCUCCAUUUCAACCAUACUUAUCUGGGUGUCGUGGACAUUGAUCGGACUCGCUUAUCCGCUCUUUUACGUCUUCCUAAACACUUAUCUUGCGAGCCGUGGAGCGCUCAGUGGUGUGGGUGUCUUCGAGACGUGGCGGAACUAUACGCUCACGAACAUUUCUGGCAUUUUUGGGCCGAUUCUAGCCGCGUGGAUGUGCAACUUGAAGUUACUUGGCCGACGAUAUACCAUGGCAAUCGGUGCACUCAUAACCAUGGCUUUCUUCUUCGCCUACACGUCCGUUUCGACACCGGCGCAGAAUGUCGGUUUUAGCUGCGCCAUUGCGUUCUGCAUUAACAUCUACUACGGGACUCUCUACGCGUACACGCCUGAGGUGUUGCCUAGCGCCCACCGCGCAACCGGAAACGGUAUCGCUGUCGGCUGCAACCGAAUCAUGGGUAUCAUAUCCGCCGUUGUGGCCAGCUUUGCCGACACGGGUAGCGUUGUUCCCAUUUACAUAUGUGCCGCGCUGUUCCUUGCCAUGGCAGGUAUCAGCUCCAUCUUCCCCUUCGAGCCGUAUGGGCGGCGAAGCUCAUGAUCUUACAUCGGACGUUGCGGCUCUAAUGUACAGCAUAACUGUGUUGGUAUCCCUCCGCCGUUCCCCAUCUCUCAGAAUUCUGUAGGAUUUGGGAAGAGCCGGAUCUUUCGUCAAGCUCCCAUCUUGGAUUUGAGGCAUACAGCGUUCAUAGCUACCCAGCUCGCGGGAUCUUAUAUUGCCUAGGUUAGCUCGAUCUGUUUCGGGACCGGGCAGCUAUCGAGAAUCGUGUGGAAUAUCGGUUCUAGCUGUGGAGCCACUUUGUUGCAGGCUUGGCUAGGUGGUUUGGACCCUCCCGGAGAUGUAUCAUGGGCCAGUUUGAUGGCCCUGUGUCGUGAGGCGGGG
Durotheca rogersii is the source of this 2375-nucleotide messenger RNA. Its product is annotated as MFS general substrate transporter. The coding region runs from base 456 to 2033 and encodes 525 amino acids. NCBI's taxonomy places the organism in Eukaryota, Fungi, Ascomycota, Sordariomycetes, Xylariales, Xylariaceae. Gene Ontology annotation, molecular function: transmembrane transporter activity. The transcript has 7 exons. The record is from RefSeq and is a predicted model, not a curated record. Gene Ontology annotation, biological process: transmembrane transport.